Messenger RNA from Rosa chinensis, 1251 nucleotides. RefSeq lists its product as uncharacterized. Bases 1 to 1251 code for a protein of 416 amino acids. The record is from RefSeq and is a predicted model, not a curated record. Lineage: Eukaryota; Viridiplantae; Streptophyta; Magnoliopsida; Rosales; Rosaceae. The transcript has 8 exons. Gene Ontology annotation, molecular function: cysteine-type peptidase activity. Gene Ontology annotation, biological process: proteolysis.
AUGUACGUAGAUGUCGACUCUGCAUUGGCUAAGGAUGUGAAAGAGACUAGGGAAGAAAAUCCUGUACCAAAUGAUAUUAAGGAGCCGCAUGAUGAGGAGGAGGAAGAAUACGUGGAUUUGACAUUGGUUGACCCCCCAAAAAAGUCACCAGGAAAUGAGCUUGGCUGCAAGUUGGCAUUAGGUUAUGUUGAAAAUAUUGUUGCUUAUGCCACUGUAAUGGAGUGCGAUGAUCCCUCCCAAACAAUUCAUGGUGCUCCACUAGGUGAUGGUAAUAAGCGUGUUUCCAUCUAUACCGCGCUUGAUGAGAAAGCAAAGGUACCAUUUCCUGUUAAAGAUGAAAUUGAAACUGUUAAGCAGGCUAUGGGGAGUUGGGUAGCAUGGCCUAAGGACCUAAUCAUUCCGUCACCUGUGAAGAAAGUUGUGUUGGAUAAUGCUGAAAAGAAGAGGAAAAAGAAAGUCGACAUGGAUGAACAAGACUCAGAGGUUCAAUUUAGCUUGGCAGCAAUGGCACCCACAUUACCAGAAUCAUUGAAGAUGCUAUGUAUGUGGGGUGAGUCUGCAUUUAGAGAUGGGCAUACCAUCAACUUCAUCAUGGAACCUGAAGUAUUUGGAUAUUCUCGAAAGACUUUUAUUUUGGGAUCAGAUGUUAGGCGACUUGCAAGCAUGAGAGAAGUCUCUGGAAAUUGCAUUGCUGUGUACCAGAGGUACCUAUAUGACCAGUUGACUGCUUAUAAAAUGGUGGACAUGGUUGCAUUUGUUGACCCUUCACGAAUUGGUGGAAAAGGAAGUGGGAAUGGAACUGUGAGGGCCCAACACAUAAGAGAUAGGCUUCUAACUGCCAAACCAGGCCAAAUGUUCAUGUUGCCAUAUAACUCGGUUGAUCAUUGGAUGUUGACAAUUGCUGAUCCUGACCGAGGUACUGCAUAUUUUAUGGAUCCUUUGAAAAAACGCUUACCCACUGGAGAUUGGAUGUCUCUUCUGGAAACUGCAUUUGGUAUGUUUAAUGCUGAAAGGAAGAAGAAGGGCCGGAGUUCAGUCAUUUGGAAAAAUUUGGCGGGCAUUCCUCCUCAACCGAGCAACAAGGAGUGCGGGUACUUUGUGAUGCGAUACAUGCGAGAUAUCAUUGAGGAUAAAGACUUGUCGUUGUUUGCUACCAAGUGGGAGAGGAGAGGUAACAGCCAAUAUACCCAAGAAGAUAUUGAUAAGUUGCGAAAUGAGUGGGCGAAGUUUGUGGUGAAGACGUAUGUGUAG